AUGGAGCAUCCUGGGAAGGGUGGCUGGGACCAGAAAGGGUGGCUGUGGUCAUGGUGGGAUCCUCUGGAAGCCCCUCCAGAGAGCUCUGGUCACAGAGGGAUCCUCAGGAAGCUUUUCCAGCAGAGCUCUGGUCACAUUGGGAUCAUCUGGAAGCUUUUCCAGCAGAGCUCUGGUCACAUUGGGAUCCUCUGGAAGCCCUUCCAGAGAGCUGUGUCAUGGUGGGAUCCUCUGGAAGCUUUUCCAGCAGAGCUCUGGUCACAGAGGGAUCCUCUGGAAGCUUUUCCAGCAGAGCUCUGGUCACAGAGGGAUCAUCUGGAAGCCCUUCCAGCAGAGCUCUGGUCACAGAGGGAUCCUCUGGAAGCUUUUCCAGCAGAGCUCUGGUCACAGAGGGAUCCUCUGGAAGCUUUUCCAGCAGACUCUGGUCACAGAGGGAUCUUCUGGAAUCCCUUCCAGCAGAGCUCUGGUCACAGAGGGAUCCUCUGGAAGCUUUUCCAGCAGAGCUCUGGUCACGGUGGGAUCUCUGGUCACUGGAAGCCCUUCCAGCAGCGCAGGGGAUGGGAGGAGGCACUUCCAGCAUCCAGGGGCUGCUCCCGGAGCUGUCCCGGCGCACACCGGCAGGGCGGGGGGCGCUCGGGCUGUCCGUGUGUCGCUGUCCGUGUGUCCCAGCGGGGCCGUUCCUCGGGGCCGGGGCUUCCUUUUGUUGUUGUUGAAGUGUUCUUUUGGGGUUCAGGUUUGGCCGUUUUUCCGCGGGGAGGGGGGUGCGGGUCUGUUCUGGGUUCAUGGACAAGGCGAGGGCCUCGAUUAGGACCAAAUUUUCGUGCCUGUUGCUCUGGUGAUUUAUUUAGAAAUCAGAAGUUUACUGUCUGGUGGGCCAUCCUUGUCACUCUAUACAUAGGACUAUACAGGACAUAUUAUAAAUAUAUAUAUAUUAUACAUAGCGUGUGGAGAGGGGCCGUUCCGGCGGGAUGGACACUCCUCACUCGCCGUGCUGAGAUGUAGCUUCGAGCCCGCGCUGGCAGCGCCCUCCAGGAUGGCGAGGACAAAUAAAGGAAUGAGCAUCACUG
This is a messenger RNA of Passer domesticus (house sparrow), 1064 nucleotides long. RefSeq lists its product as uncharacterized. The record is from RefSeq and is a predicted model, not a curated record. The coding region runs from base 1 to 999 and encodes 332 amino acids. The transcript has 2 exons. NCBI's taxonomy places the organism in Eukaryota, Metazoa, Chordata, Aves, Passeriformes, Passeridae.